Messenger RNA from Rana temporaria (common frog), 1345 nucleotides. Its product is annotated as vomeronasal type-2 receptor 26-like. The record is from RefSeq and is a predicted model, not a curated record. The coding region runs from base 46 to 924 and encodes 292 amino acids. Gene Ontology annotation, cellular component: membrane. Gene Ontology annotation, biological process: G protein-coupled receptor signaling pathway. Gene Ontology annotation, molecular function: G protein-coupled receptor activity. NCBI's taxonomy places the organism in Eukaryota, Metazoa, Chordata, Amphibia, Anura, Ranidae. The transcript has a single exon.
GUUCAUUGUGUUUGUAUUGUUCUUCCUGCAGACAGUGAAAACUGCAUGAAAUGUCCUCAUGAUGAAUGGCCAAAUGAGAAGAAUGAUCGGUGUGUUCCAAGAGUGGUGGAAUUUCUCUCCUAUACUGAUGAUCCCAUUGUUGGAGUAUUUUCAGCUGUCUCCAUCCUCUGUUGUCUUCUGACUGGUUUAAUAUUGGGGAUAUUUAUACAUUACCGGGACACCCCCAUUGUUAAAGCCAAUAACCGGGACCUGAGCUAUCUUCUCCUCGUCUCCAUCAUGCUGAGCUUCUUCUGUGUCUUCUUGUUCCUCGGCCAUCCAGUAGACGUGACCUGCAUGCUGCGUGUCACCUCUUUUGGUGUCAUCUUCUCAGUUGCCGUCUCUUCUCUACUUGCCAAAAGUAUCAUGGUGUGUAUUGCUUUUAAAGCCACCAAACCUGGGAGUCCCUGGAGGAAAUGGAUGGGAGCCAAACUGUCCAAUUUUAUCAUUUGUGUCUUCUCAUUGGUUCAAGUCAUAAUCUGUGUUACUUGGUUGUCUAUUUCUCCCCCCUUCCAGGAUCGGGACACUCACUCUUAUCAGGGGAAGAUCAUCAUUCAGUGUAAUGAGGGUUCAGUUAUCGGCUUCUACUCUGUCCUGGGAUAUAUGGGGCUUCUGGCAGCUGUGAGUUUCAUUAUCGCUUUUUUAGCCAGGACAUUACCGGACAGUUUUAAUGAGGCCAAGUACAUCACCUUCAGUAUGCUGGUGUUCUGCAGUGUCUGGAUUGCCAUGAUCCCGGCCUAUCUGAGCACCAGAGGGAAAUACAUGGUGGCUGUGGAGGUUUUUGCUAUAAUGGCCUCAAGUUCUGGACUUCUUGGCUGUAUAUUUUUCCCAAAAUGUUACAUAAUUCUCUUCAGACCUGACCUGAAUACAAAAGCAGCUAUCCACUAAUAUUUAUGGAUCACCAUUUGGUUCCCAGUAGUUAUAGCAUUAUCUCUAUUGUUGUUAAAUCUAAUAUGUUGUUAGUGUAUUGAGAAUGAACACUGCUAUACUGUAUAUGAAUAAAUUCAUACUUACCUUUCUGGUGGACGGUGAGUUACAUUUUUGCUCUGGACACCACUGGUAUCAGACAAUUUGGGUUUGUUGGAAAGCUUGUCCCCUGCUGGGUGUAGUAGUUCACCCCACCAACCGUUCCAUUAAUACAGAAUAAUGUAGCCACUUAGUGAGGAGGAACCACAGUGACCAGAGGAGGACAAAGUAUCCAAAACAUCCUAAAGUGUCCGAUACCAGAGACACCCAUCACUCUUCCAGAGAGGGAAGAUUUCACUCACCACCUUCCCGGAUGAUAAAUAUUAAAUAUGUUAUUUUAUAA